AUGUCUUUUUCCAAGACUUAUUUUCUUUGCCCAACCUCUGAUUUCAUCCACCCACCACCGGCGGGUUCGCUAUGCCUCGGCUCUAUAAUCCGCUCGACAUCUGCGCCGCAACUUCCGCUCAACCAGGCAAGCGCCGUUGCCGUGGCAAAUCCGAACCCACCCCAGGUGGAAACGAACUGGAAGAAGACCGUUUCGGCAGAGACGGGACUCGGCUUUGGAGUGUAUGCGCAGUUUUUGCAGCUGGCCAUGGGAGGGGGAUCAGGCAUUGGCCCUGAAGUCGACGUUGAACGGUCCCGCCACGCGGUGAAUGUAUUCACUUUUGACACUAUGACUACCCUAUCCUUUGAGCCGACAUCGCAGUACGUGGAAGAAGCCGUCAAAGCACCGGCUGUGCAGGCCUGGUUGCGGGAGCCAAGGCAGAGAUUUUCCCCUCUCGUAACGCUUUUCCUCGUGACGGGAAUGAAACUCGUCAACGGCGCCAGAAUUAAAUACUCAUUGUCCGGUAGUACUGCAAUCACGGCGAACCUAGGUGUGGACGUGCCUCAGCUUGGCUUCACCGUUGGGCCGAAGGGCCGCUGGUCGAGUACAGACGAUGACGAGACAGAGUUUAGUCGCGAGUCUGAAUUUAUCUUUGCCUUCCGUGUCAAAAGGCUUAGGAUUGGGCGGAAAAUCAGCACCGAAGAAUACAGCAAAGGCGCUUUCCUGGCGAAUGGAGACGAGAGGAAGGACGUUCAUCUCGAGCCCGUCUUGGUGGACGAUGUAGAUGGUUCUACUCUUGAGAAAGCAAAUGUUGUUUCCGAUGCGACCGAAGACGGUCAUGUUUAUUGUGUCCCGGCUUAG
Messenger RNA from Beauveria bassiana ARSEF 2860, 840 nucleotides. RefSeq lists its product as uncharacterized. The transcript has a single exon. The coding region runs from base 1 to 840 and encodes 279 amino acids. Lineage: Eukaryota; Fungi; Ascomycota; Sordariomycetes; Hypocreales; Cordycipitaceae. The record is from RefSeq and is a predicted model, not a curated record.